AUGCGUUGUUUUGUGACCGUUGGUAGCACCGAAUUCGAUGCCCUUGUUGUUGCACUCACUGCCCCUGAAUGUCUGCAAAAACUAAGCGAUCUGGGUGUCCGGGAGCUGCUCAUUCAGCUGGGUCGUGGUAAGCUGGAACCUCGGCGUGGCGAGCAGUGCGGGAUAAUGGUGGAUUUUUACCGAUACCGGGACAACAUUUGGCCGGAUAUUGCGAGCGCCGAUCUGGUCAUUGGGCAUGCCGGGGCCGGAACCUGUCUGGAAGUGUUACGCGCACGCAAACCGCUAAUCGUUGUGAUCAACGAGCAGCUGAUGGGCAACCAUCAACGGGAGCUUGCCGAUCGCCUGGCCGAACUUGGACACCUGCUCUGCACAGUGCCCGAGCGGCUGGCCGAAGUGAUCGCCUCACCGGAUCUCUUCAAUCGGAAACGUUUCGCGGAACCGGAUUACAAAUGGCUGACCGCGGUCAUCGAUGAGCACAUGGGCAUCGUUUACUAG
Gongylonema pulchrum is the source of this 495-nucleotide messenger RNA. The record is from the annotation of a GenBank genome assembly. Lineage: Eukaryota; Metazoa; Nematoda; Chromadorea; Rhabditida; Gongylonematidae.